Chironomus riparius is the source of this 2075-nucleotide messenger RNA. The record is from the annotation of a GenBank genome assembly. Lineage: Eukaryota; Metazoa; Arthropoda; Insecta; Diptera; Chironomidae.
AUGCCAGCUGUAUCAUAUUGUGCAGUUCUUGGCUGCAGUUCAACAUCCAAGGACAAGAACUGUCGGUUCUUUAAAUUUCCGAAGGUUUCAAAGAAAUUUGGUGACAUUGGAAAGCUCUGGCGUGAAUUUACAAGACGAAAGAACUUUAAAAGCCUUUCCUGGAGGUUUUGUAGCUUACAUUUUCCUGAAGAUUGUUAUAAACCCGGCCCAAAAGGAAGAUUACGAUUAAAAAAAGGCUCAGUUCCAACAAUUUAUUACAAAAAUGGAGAAAAAGUCAUUGUCCCAUACAACCAAGAAUACCAAAAAUACUAUGGACCAGAAGCUGAAAGAAUCUUUGAAGAUACAGAAAAAUCAGCAAUCGACCACGAAAAGGAACUGAUUUUCUUUAGAUACAAAAAGCUCUUAGAUCUCAAAAAUCUAUGUCGAUUCUGCUUUAUGAACAGUAAAGACUCAAAAUGCAUUGAAAUGUCAGCCUUAAUUUCAUACUCAAUUGACUCAGAUGACAUGCUGAAAGCCAUGAACUGUGAAACUCAAUAUAAUUCAGUAUUUAGUGAAAUUAUUUGUGAAAGUUGCUUCCUUAAAAUUAUGGAAUUUGAGAAAUUUAGAAAGAAAUCCAGUCAGCAGCAAAAAGAAAUUCUCAACGAGCUUGAAGAACUUGACAAGAAAAUUCAAAGAGUCCAAAAAACACAAAGAAAGUCCAAUGACACAGUUCCAUGGUACAAAGUUGAAAUAUCUCGCGAACCUGACAACUUUCAAAAUUCAAUGAUUUUUAAUUCUACAGCAAUUGAGUCAAUUCCAAUUUUUAAUCAAAGCUAUAUCAGCACAGAUGGUGAAAUAUGUCAAGUGAUGGUUAAACAGGAGCCAGAUUGUGAUGAUCAUGAUGUGAAUGAUGACUUUAUAGACGACAUGUCAGUUGAGAACCAAGAAGGUGCUGAUUAUGACAGUGAUGGCAAUUCUGGUGAGUUUACACUCAGUCAGUACAUCAGUAAUGUAAAAAUGGAGAAUGUGGACGAAGAUGAAGAAGACAAGGCAGCACUGAAUCUCACAAUUAAGGAUGAAGCUCAAAGAUCAAGAACCAAGCCACAAAAAGUAAUAAAAUCAGAAGAUAAAGGCAAACGAGAAAGCUAUAAGGACAGAACCUUCGAGUGUUUCUUCUGUCGACAAAAAUUCCUUGGAAAGACAAAUCUCCGGAAGCAUCCAUGUCAUGUUAAGCACCGAGAAUGUGAAGUUCCUGAAUGUGGCAAAAAAUUCCCAAAUCAAGGCAGUUACGCGAAUCAUUUGAUAAGAAUUCAUGGUUUACCGAAGAUUUGCGCUCAUUACUGUCCAGGCUGUAAGACUUACUACCAAAUGAACACAUUCCAAUUCCAGGAUCACAUCCGUAGCUGUGAAUUCAACAAAGACCUUCCAGAGCAGGAAAUUAAAUGUGAAUUAUGCUCAAAGGUUUGUAAGAAUCUCGAGAACUAUACAGCACAUAAGCUGUUCCAUGCGACUGAGAAGCUGGUCGAGAGUGUCGAUGAGAAUGGCGUUAAAGUCUUUAAGAAGCCACACGUCCAGGAAAAGGAGAAAAUCUGUGACUUGUGUGGUAAAAUUUUGUCAGACUACAAAAAUCUCAGGAAGCAUAAAGUCAAUGUCCAUUUGGUAGACUUUACCGGUAAUAUGUUCUAUUGUGAUUUAUGUCCAGUUAAGAAACCAACGAGACGACUGAUUUACAAUCAUAUGAAGUCAGUCCACAUCGUAAAUUGGCAUCGAUGUGAAAUUUGUGGAAAAGACUUUAAAUCUAAGCGAUUACUUGCUAGACAUGUCUUGUAUAUGCACGAAAGACAUAGACUACAAAUUAGAUGCCAUAUUUGUCCACACAAGCCUGGAUUUAACGCAACUGUUUACCUAGAACAGCAUAUGAGGAAGCAUCAUGGUGAAAAUUCAGCAAAAAAUAUUGAAAGAUUCCGUUGUGAUUUUGGAUUUUGUGAGGCUUCUUAUUCAAAUAUGAAGACACUCGAGCAGCACAAGAUGAAGGCACAUGGAUUUUAUUAUUAUCAGUAGGAAUUUAGGAUUAAAAUUGUAGAUUUAAGUAAGGA